AUGCACGGUGCUGUUCUCCUCGCCCUUGCGGCGGCCGCGUCUGCUCUUCCAGCAACUCUCAACAAGCGAGUCGAUUCCCAGCUCGAGCGCCGCGAUGAUGCCACCGAGUCGAACCUCUUCGUCUGCCCCGGCAAUGCGCCAUAUGGUGGCUGCUCUUUGAACGGGAACCCAUACUACGUCAACGAGGCCAAGACUGGUACCGUGGUCGAUGACCUGCUCGGUAUCUGGGAGUGCCCGACCACCUAUGGCCUUUCGAACAUCACUGCGCUGUGCUGCAGUGACCUCUCUCACGACGGCGACUACGACUACUCCACCUGGUGCGACACCCCACGCACCACCUCCCUCUCCACCUCCGUCCUCCUUGGCGGCGCCAACUCCCCCAAAGCCACUGGCCCCAAGCCCGACACCGUGAAGACCGACAGCGCGCUCGAACAGCUCCUCGACGAGCUCGAAGACGCACUGAAAGAGCUGGAUCUGGAGAAGGCCGAAGCCGAGCUCGAAGCCGCCACCAAGGACUUCGAUGUUUCGAUUCUGGAGUCUACUCUCGACGAGCUCACCAAGGAGUUGUCGGCCGAGGAGCUCGAGGCUGACCUCAAGAAGGUUACGGAUGCGCUCUAG
Molecule: messenger RNA, 618 nt
Organism: Zasmidium cellare ATCC 36951
Lineage: Eukaryota; Fungi; Ascomycota; Dothideomycetes; Mycosphaerellales; Mycosphaerellaceae
Exons: 3
Coding region: 1-618 (205 amino acids)
Source: RefSeq, a predicted model, not a curated record